Myripristis murdjan (pinecone soldierfish) is the source of this 1263-nucleotide messenger RNA. RefSeq names its product polycystic kidney disease protein 1-like 2. The record is from RefSeq and is a predicted model, not a curated record. Gene Ontology annotation, molecular function: calcium channel activity. Lineage: Eukaryota; Metazoa; Chordata; Actinopteri; Holocentriformes; Holocentridae. Gene Ontology annotation, cellular component: membrane. The transcript has 8 exons. Gene Ontology annotation, biological process: detection of mechanical stimulus. The coding region runs from base 39 to 1160 and encodes 373 amino acids.
UGUGUGACUGCUGGCUGAGCGCUGACCGAGGAGAGGGCAUGACCAAGAAGAAUUUCAGUGUUGCAAAGAAGAACGAGAUUGCCAGCUUCAGGAAUAUUUUCCAGAGCAGAACAGUGACUGGCUUUAAGGAUGAACACAUCUGGGUGUCCAUUGUGGAUCCUCCCUGGCGCAGUCCCUUCACACGUGCCCAGAGGGUGUCCUGCUGCAUGAGCCUGCUCCUCUGCACCAUGGCCAUCAACAUCGCCUUCUGGAAUAUUCCUGUAAAUGAGGACUCACCGGUCCUCUUCUCCUUUGGUUCACUGAAAAUCACCUGGCAGGAGGUCAUGGUGGGGGUGGAGAGCGGGCUUCUUAUGUUCCCCAUCAACAUCCUCAUCAUCACCAUCUUCCGAAGCAUCAGACCUCGCCACACCUCCCAAACACAGAGGGACAGCGAAGAGGAGAACUUGAAACCUCAUGCAGUUACCAUACCAGCCAUUCUGAAGGACACAGAGGAGCUGGUGAACUUGCUGAGCAAGAGUAAGAGGAACCAGAUGUCAGAGCUGAGCGGGCUGGAGUCAGCCUCUGAUCUGCGCCCGGCCUUGGACAGGGUACAUGAACUGAUCCAGCUGAUGCAAGGGGAGAGUGAGAGCGACCCACACUGGGUGUACUGUAGCAAGUUCCUCAUGUCCUGUCUCUCUCACCUGUUGCUGUGUCUGGAGAGGCUGGAUGGAAAGAACUUCCCAAGCCAAGAUGAGUACCAGCAGGCCCUCAACAUCACCAACCUGCUGCUUCGCAAGGCUGAGAUGGUCUUCUCCAGCCACAUGGCCUUCUGUCUGCCUCCUGUGAGUAAGAAGAAGAAGGCAACAGGCUGUUGGCUGCCCUGGUGGUGUGUAUUUCUCGCCUGGUUCCUGCUGUUGUCCAUCAGUGGGGUGUCCACUUUCUUCACCCUGCUCUACGGCCUCAAAUAUGGCAAAGAGAAGUCCAUCCAGUGGGUCAUAUCUCUGGGCCUCUCCCUCUUUCAGAGCAUCUUUAUACUGCAGCCACUCAAGGUGAUAGGCAUCGCUGUCUUUUUUGCUCUGCUGCUGAAGCCAGUGGCAGUGGAGGAGACUCAAGAAAUUGAACAAGUGCUGUUAGAGCAGCGAGACAAGUGUAGACAGUACUCUGGCAGGGACUCACAGUGAGGAAGCUCCAUUUAGCUGCAGAGGAUGAUGGAUAUGGCUACAACUCCCUGCACUCCUGCUCCCUGCACACUCUUCUGCACUGAAGAUAUUAUAUUGGAGAUGU